Molecule: messenger RNA, 703 nt
Organism: Rhinopithecus roxellana (golden snub-nosed monkey)
Lineage: Eukaryota; Metazoa; Chordata; Mammalia; Primates; Cercopithecidae
Gene: OXLD1
Product: oxidoreductase like domain containing 1
Exons: 2
Coding region: 59-658 (199 amino acids)
Cellular component (GO): mitochondrion
Source: RefSeq, a predicted model, not a curated record
GAUUGGCCGGAGCGCCCGCCGCUCACUGUCAGGGGUUGCGAGAUCCAGGCCGCGGGCGAUGCUGCUGCGGAGCGUCGUCGGGGGAGGCCGGGCGGUAACCGCCGCGGCCCGUGGCUCGGGGGCUCCCCCGCUCUCCAGCCGAGACUGCCGCGAGAGGCUUCCUGGAGGUGGCAGCUUUCUUCAAAGGCACCAUCCCGGAGCGCAAGCCCCUGAUGGGUGCAGAAAAUUCGGGAAAGACCACAUAGAGGCGGGCUCCCAAGCAGGUGCAGACAGCACCAGGCCACCCAAGGCCUCACUGCCCAGCGAGGGCCCUUCAGAACCCCAGUACCCUCUGCCACCUGAGCUCCAGCCGCCCACAAACUGCUGCAUGAGUGGUUGCCCCAACUGUGUGUGGGUGGAGUAUGCGGACAGGCUUCUGCAGCACUUCCAGGACGGUGGGGAGCGGGCCCUGGCUGCCCUGGAGGAGCAUGUGGCUGACGAGAACCUCAAGGCCUUCCUCAGGAUGGAGAUCCGACUUCACACCAGGGUCUGGAGGCUGAGCCAGCCCUGCUGGACUCCCUCCCCCAGGACGGAGUCCGGGACACAGCCGCAGUCUCCUUCCUUCACACCCCCUCACAGACUCCUUGUAUCCAACGGGAAUGGGAAAAUUAUUUAUUGACUUCACCUGAGAAAAAAAUAAAUUCUCUACGGUGGUUUCACAGGA